AUGAGCAAUUUUACUUCCACGUCUACAUUUCUGCUGUUGGAAUUCUCAGAACUACGAGAACUACACAUCUUACACUUGUUUCUGUUUCUAGCAUUGUACUUGACAGCCAUGACUGGGAAUUUUCUCAUCAUUGCUGCAGUAGCCCUUGACCAUCACCUACAUAAACCAAUGUACUUUUUCCUAACAAACUUGGCCAUGAUGGACAUAGGCAUUGUUUCUGUCAUCAUACCAAAAACUGUGGCCAAUUCUAUUAUGAACAACUGGUCAAUUUCUUAUUCUGGGUGUGCAGCUCAAGUUUUCUUUUAUUUCUUUUUUGGAGCAUCAGAUCUUUCCCUUCUAACUGUAAUGGCACAUGAUCGCUAUGUUGCCAUCUGCAACCCAUUACAAUAUGAGACAAUUAUGCACAAAGGAGCCUGCCUUCAGAUGGCAGUCAUUGUGUGGCUUACUAGUCUUCUUUAUGCCACAGUACAUACUUGUGGCACUUUUGCAAACACAUUCUGUUCUAAUGUUGUCAACCAGUUCUUCUGUGAAAUCCCAAAAUUACUGAAGCUCUCCUGUUCUGACUUUUAUUUAGUUGAAGUUGGGCUUAUUGUUCUAGGCUUCUUGAUGGGACUAGGAUGCUUCAUUUUCACAAUCAUAACAUACAUGGAGAUCUUUUCUGCAGUGCUCAGAAUUCCUUCUGUUCAUGGCAAGAAAAAAGCCCUCUCCACUUGCCUUCCCCACCUCAUUGUUUUCUCGGUACUUAUGUUCAGUGGAAUCUUUGCCUAUGCAAGGCCUUCCAGUGAUGCUUCUUCUUAUCUAGAUAUACCCUUUGCCGUGAUAUAUACCAUAAUUCCUCCCAUGCUGAAUCCAUUUAUCUAUUGCAUGAGAAACAAAGAGAUCAAGACUGCUUUGUGGAAAUUCUUAGAUUUUGGACAUUGCUCUAAAACAAUAUUUAGAGUUCUGCAUAUACUGUUCUGCAUAUAA
This is a messenger RNA of Rhineura floridana, 966 nucleotides long. RefSeq names its product olfactory receptor 14I1-like. Gene Ontology annotation, biological process: G protein-coupled receptor signaling pathway. Lineage: Eukaryota; Metazoa; Chordata; Lepidosauria; Squamata; Rhineuridae. The record is from RefSeq and is a predicted model, not a curated record. Gene Ontology annotation, molecular function: olfactory receptor activity; G protein-coupled receptor activity; odorant binding. The transcript has a single exon. The coding region runs from base 1 to 966 and encodes 321 amino acids. Gene Ontology annotation, cellular component: membrane.